Messenger RNA from Paramecium tetraurelia, 3162 nucleotides. RefSeq lists its product as uncharacterized. Gene Ontology annotation, biological process: transmembrane transport; potassium ion transport. The record is from RefSeq and is a predicted model, not a curated record. Gene Ontology annotation, molecular function: voltage-gated potassium channel activity. Lineage: Eukaryota; Ciliophora; Oligohymenophorea; Peniculida; Parameciidae. Gene Ontology annotation, cellular component: membrane. The transcript is spliced from 5 exons.
AUGGACUCAUUAUAAAUACAGAAGUAGCUUAUGGUUGAUUAAUUGAAUAAGUUGGAAUACAUGGAUAAAAUCCUUCCUUUGCACAAGGACGAAGUAUAGGCAGAGAAGAAACUGUAAGUUCAGAUCAAUAGUCUAAAUUUCAAAAGAAUAAUAGAAGGGCAGGAGAAUAAUAAAUUGAUGGCAGAAAUAGAAGAGUCGAAGUUAGAUGUUCAAAAGAAUCGACAGAAGGCCUUUCAGAAAUACUUUACUUCAUUCAUGACAGAGAAACAGCAACAAGAUGUUAAUAUCCUUGAAUUCAACCAAAGUGAUUUCGAAGUUUUUCAAUAAUUGAAGGAGAAACAAAGACAACUGGCAUAGGAAGAUCUGACCAUAGCUCGGCAGAAGGAGAAAAGCAACCAGAUAUUUGAAUAGAACCUUAUGAAGAAAUGGGAUAGAGUGAGGAAAAAAUUGCGUAUGAUUGGCAGAAUGAAACGAUUAUAUGACGAAGUAAAAUUGUAUGGUACAAGCUGUAGAGUGGAGACUUCGAUAAAACGACACGAAGUUAUUCAGGAACUGGAAUAAAUGCUCAACAAACAGAAUUAGCAAAUAAGCAAGCCUAUGCCACAGAAACACAAGCAUCUUUUCUUACCAGAUUCGAAGUUCAAGAAAUAUUGGCAAUAUGUUCUGAUGAUAUUAUUGAUUUACACUGCCUUUAUCACUCCAAUUCGAUUGGCAUUCAUAGAGGAAUUCAACGUUGUUUGGUUUACUUUGGAAUUAACAGUAGACAUGCUAUUUUUUUUGGAUAUCUUAAUUACUUUUAACACAGCAUAUUUCAAUGAGGAAGGAGUCCUUAUAGUUGAUCGUCAACAAAUAGCAAUUUAGUAUCUGAGAACUUGGUUCAUAUUCGAUUUGAUGGCUGUAUUCCCAACUGAUCAAAUCUUUUAGAAUGAGGCUCAAAAGUUAUCGCAGUAUUUCAAAUUGACAAGACUGCCUCGAAUGUAUAAAUUGAUAAGUAUCAGCAGAAUGUGGUCAACUGUUUAGAAUUCUCAGAAUCAUAAUGAUUGCUUUUCAGCUAUUCAAGACCUUAUAAAUUUGAAUUCAACAACUGUGAGAGUACUCAAAUUUUUUGGAACUGUCCUUGUUUGUGUGCAUAUAAUGGGUUGUCUUUGGUAUUUGGUUGCAAAAUUGAAUAAAUUUGGACCAAACACUUGGGUAUAUGAAUUGGAUUUGCUCAGUAAAAGUGAAUAUGAAUUGUACUUAACUUCCAUCUAUUGGGCAGUAGCAACUAUAUGUACAGUGGGCUUUGGAGAUAUCCACGCCUUCAAUGAUACUGAAAGAAUUGUGUGCAUAUUUUGGAUGUUCUUCGGAGUUGGUUUCUAUUCAUUUACUGUUGGUUCCCUCUCCACUCUGAUGGGAACUUUGGACACAAGAGAAUCUCAUCUCCAAAGCAAGAUCACUUUUAUGGAUGAGUUCUGCGAAGAAACCAAAUUGUCAUUGUAGAUGAAACACAAAAUCAGGAAGGUCUUGGAAUACAAUUCAAUGAUUAACAUAUUCUCCUCUGCUGAAGUGGAUGAGUUCCUAUCUGAAAUACCUACCAAUCUCAAAUAUCAGAUUGCCUAGGCCAUGUAUGCUGGUCUCAAAAAUAGAGUCUCCUUCUUCAAGAACAAGGAUUCAGUCUUCAUCUCCACUCUCAUUCCUAAAUUAUAGCCAUUAAAAAUAAAUGCUGGAGAAUUUGUUUACAAUAAGGGAGAAUACCCUAAUUAAGUUUAUUUCAUUGUGAAUGGCAGAGUCAAUAUGGUUAUUGGAGUCUAUUCAAUCACAUUUAAAACAUAUGUAACAGGUAGUUAUUUUGGGGAAAUUGAAAUAUUUGAUAACAGUGCACGCUUUCAUUCAGCCAGAGCUGAGUUGGAAUGUGAAUUGUUGGCCAUAGAAUAGGAUGUAUUUAAAAAAAUAUUGCAAGCAUUUCCAGAAUAUUUUGAAGAAAUUAAGGCCAUUUCGCUAGAAAAGUUAAAGAGAGAAAAAGAGGCCAUUGAAAAAUUAUAGGAUUUAACUGGAUUAUCACAAACCUCUGAAUUUUUUAAUAAGAAAAGGACUCAAUCUAUUUACAAAUCAAUUAAGUAGAGAGAAUCAGUACACUUCAUAGAUUAUAGUGAAGAAUCAGAAUAAGAAUUGAAAUCAAUGAAAUCCAGCAAGUUUGGCUUCUUCAAAAAGAAAACCAAUCAUUUAAUACCUGAAGAUACUACUAGAUUACAUACAUAAGAGGAUACAUCCCAAAAGAAUCUUAUUGUUUCGGAUAGUAGUCAAAAAAAGAGUGAAGAACUAGGCAAAGUAAUCACAUUAUCAAUUCCAGAUUAAGUGAAAAGAGAUAGUGAACAUAAAAUUAAACUGUAUGGUGAAGUUCCUCCUGCUAUUUCUUAAUUCAAUGAAGAUCUAGAUUAGAAUCAAAAUGAAAAAGUUAAUCUGAGAAUCUAAAGUGAAGAACCUAACCGUGCUCCUCAAACUAAACAAGUCAGAUAUAUAAGUCAGAAUCUCAGAUGUAGUCCCAAGAGAUAGGAACACAGAAAACCAUCCAUUUAGAUCACAUCCCCUAAUGAGAAUCCAGGUUCUGAUACCCCCUUAAUCUCUUCUGUAAGAUCUAAUUUCAUUAAACCUUCCAUUAAAAUUGAUGAAGCCUCGUAUGAAUCAGAAGGGUCUAAUAAAAACUCCCCUAAUAUGUCCAUACAUCCUCAUAAUGCAUUCUAUAAUGCUUAGUCUCCUCAAAAUUCGCCAAGAAGAAGUUAGAACUUUUCAAAAUUCCCUUUUCCUUUUUAGAAACAACCGUCAAUCUUCAAAAGUGCUAGUAAUCAAUACAUAGAAGCAAGUAAACUCAAGAAUUUACCUAGAUUGAGUGGAUUUAGAAGAACGUAUAGAAAAGAAAGAGAAAUUGAAGUGUUGGAGGAGACUAUUGAAAAUGAGGAUUACACUUAAUUGCAAUAAAAGUUAGUGGAGUUAUUGGAGAAGAUAAAGAAAUAAAAAGAGCAAUAAAAAGUCAAAAAAUAAUAAAUCAAAUUCAACAUUAUAAAUCCAUUGCCUAAAAAGAUUGUUUUGGAAUAAAAAGAUUCUAUGAGUAUUCCAGAUCUACCAGAUGUUGAAAAAUAAUAAUUAUCUUAAUAAGAUAGUAAUAGUAGCGGUAUAUUAGAAUGA